ACAGGCUUCUAUCCUUCCUGCUAACUUCUGCCUUCAGAAACACAAGACUUCAAGUUCCCAGUAAGCCACCAUGAUUCUUUUUCCUGAAGCUGAUGGUAAAUUCACAGUUGAAAUGUACAGGCAGCUCAGAGAAUCAGACAAGAACAUUUUCUAUUCCCCGAUCAGCAUGAUAACAGCACUAGGAAUGCUCAAGCUUGGAGCCAAAGGAAACACUGAAAUACAAAUUGAGAAGGUUCUUCAAUGCAAUGAAACCACCGAGAAGACAACAGAAAAAUCUGCACACUGCGAUGAUGAAGAUAAUGUCCAUGAACAAUUUCAAAAGCUUAUAACUCAGUUAAACAAAUCCAAUGAUGAUUAUGACCUGAAGGCUGCCAACAGUAUCUAUGGAGCAAAGGGUUUCCCAUUACUCCAGACAUUUUUGGAAGACAUUAAGGAAUAUUAUCAUGCUAACGUGGAAUCACUGGAUUUCGAACAUGCAGCAGAAGAGAGUGAAAAGAAGAUUAAUUUCUGGGUGAAAAACGAAACAAACGGAAAAAUCAAAGACUUAUUUCCUAGUGGGAGCCUGAGCAGUAGCACUAAACUGGUUCUGGUGAAUGCAGUGUAUUUCAAAGGACGAUGGAAUCACAAAUUUGAUGAAAACAAUACCAUAGAAGAAAUGUUUUGGCUGAACAAGAACACAAGUAUACCUGUCCCGAUGAUGAAACAAAGAAACAAAUUUAUGUUCAGCUUUCUGGAGGAUGUGCAGGCCCAGAUUGUGGAAAUACCAUACAAAGGCAAAGAGCUAAGUAUGUUUGUCCUGCUGCCAAUGGAAAUCGAUGGUCUGAAGCAGCUUGAAAAACAACUCACUGCUGCCAAGUUACUAGAGUGGACAAGAGCAGAAAACAUGCAUUUGACUGAAUUGUAUUUAUGGUUGCCUCGGUUCAAAGUGGAAGAGAAGUAUGACCUCCCAGUCCCAUUGGAAUGCAUGGGGAUGGUCAAUGCCUUUGAUCCACAGAAGGCUGACUUCUCUGGCAUGAGCAGCACUCAAGGUCUCGUGGUGUCUAAAGUUUUACACAAGUCCUUUGUGGAGGUAAAUGAAGAGGGAACAGAAGCUGAUCCUGCCUCGGGGGAGGAAGUCAUUUUAAGAUUAGCACAGGUAGCAGAUUUCCGUUGUGAUCAUCCUUUCCUAUUCUUCAUCAUUCACAGCAAGACCAACAGCAUCCUCUUCUUUGGCAGAAUCUCCUCCCCUUAAGUGUGGUGUCUCUUCCAUGUGUCCAGAAAGUUAACAAGGUUGCUACAGCUAAUUGAGGCAUGGAAACAUGUUUAUCUUCCUUCAUUCUUUUUCUCAUAUCCAAGUCUCUGCUAAGAAUGCAUUAGUUGGGCCAGGAUAGCUCUAUCAACUCUAUUUUUCUUCAUUCCCUUAUUUUUUUCUAUAUAUCCAUACAUUCUCUUGGGGAAAAUGUUCAACAAAAGGAUGAAGGGAUAUUUUAAUCUAGGUUCUUCUAAUCUAGCAUGUAUCUGUGCCCUGUGUCAAGUGAGCUAGAGAAAAAUCAGACCUUCCUUUUAAACUGAUUAAUAUUAGCAUCUACAUUGCUUUAUGAGAUAUCUGGAAAUUUCAUAAGCUUAUAAAUGUUGUGAUUUUACAAAAUACAUUUUCAAUAAAAUAAUGAUCUUUUCAAC
Messenger RNA from Mus musculus (house mouse), 1659 nucleotides. It is a transcript of the gene Serpinb3c, whose product is annotated as serine (or cysteine) peptidase inhibitor, clade B, member 3C. Gene Ontology annotation, molecular function: serine-type endopeptidase inhibitor activity. Gene Ontology annotation, biological process: negative regulation of interleukin-1 beta production. NCBI's taxonomy places the organism in Eukaryota, Metazoa, Chordata, Mammalia, Rodentia, Muridae. Gene Ontology annotation, cellular component: extracellular region; nucleus; cytoplasm. The coding region runs from base 71 to 1231 and encodes 386 amino acids. The record is from RefSeq and is marked validated. The transcript has 8 exons.